Messenger RNA from Ostertagia ostertagi, 891 nucleotides. The record is from the annotation of a GenBank genome assembly. Lineage: Eukaryota; Metazoa; Nematoda; Chromadorea; Rhabditida; Trichostrongylidae.
UCUCACAUUUGCCGAUUCAGAUGGGGCUGCAAUGGCGUUGGUGAUGACUUCUACUCCUAUGGAUUUGAUGGACGAUGUGUCUUCUUCGCCGGCCGUGGACGAGUUGUUGCGCCGAAGAAACUCGAAAAAGGCGACGUUGUGGGCUGUGCACUCGAUCUGAAUGUUCCCGAGCUCAGGUUUACCGUAAACGGACGCGAUGUUGGCGCUAGUUAUCGAGAUUUCAACACGGAUGGCUAUUUCUUCCCUGUGAUGUCUUUAAGUGCCAAAGUCAGUUGCCGUUUCAUUUUUGGUGGCGAUCAAGGUCGUCUGCGCUUCGGACCGCCACCUGGGUUCUCGGCUGUUGUGGAGGCAGUUAGCGGAGAAUUACAGAUAUCAGACUGCUUAUCAUUCGGUGAACUGCAAGGAUAUGUUGUGACUGUGGACCGCACACUGUAUUCACUUACAGUUGGAGGCCUUUCGUACCACACCAGUCCGGACAUCAGAAAGUUCGCUGAAAACCUUCAUGAACUGUGGGCUAUGAGAAAGAUCGAGCUCGGUUGGAGCUAUGGCGAGACUCGCUCCGAAGCCCAAAGGAAACAUCCGUGUCUUACAUCGUUCGAUCGGCUUCCUGCCACUGAAAAACAGUACAAUGUCAACUUGUCUCUGGAUACAAUGAAAACAAUCGAAGCUCUCGGUUAUCAUCUUAUUACUGAUGCACCUCCAACGAGGCUUCGACCUGUGCGAUUAGCGCCAAAUUUCCAACAAUCAAAUGGCUACAAACCACAGCCAUUGGACACACACGAAAUUGUACUCCCAGAAGAAUUGAAUCCGCUUAUCGAGGCAUUGGCUAGAAACACCCACAAUGUGUGGGCCAGGGAGAAGAUCAAAAGAGGAUGGACAUUUGGACUCAGU